This is a messenger RNA of Galendromus occidentalis (western predatory mite), 2156 nucleotides long. RefSeq names its product vacuole membrane protein 1. The transcript is spliced from 9 exons. Lineage: Eukaryota; Metazoa; Arthropoda; Arachnida; Mesostigmata; Phytoseiidae. The record is from RefSeq and is a predicted model, not a curated record. Bases 323 to 1570 code for a protein of 415 amino acids.
ACUCUCGCGGCUAGAGGAGAAGAGCGGUAGUUGUAAUACGGGUGGAUGAGUAUCCGGACUCUUCGGAAUCCUCCGAUCCGCCGAAAAAUCGCUCUUUCCGGUGAGCCGUGAUCCUCUGAUCUGUGAACGAAUCAUCUCUGCGAAGAUCCGAAAAUUGGAAAAGUGGGAAUCAGAAAGACGUGCGCGCGAAGCAGAAUUGUCCUACUCCGACUCCCCUGGCUCCGAUCUGACGAAGUAUAGCUCGUUCUCCGAGAGUGAAUCCCCAACGGGUACACCUCAAGUGGAUUUCUUCUGUGGCAGCUGUGACGGAUCUCUGUACCAGAUGAGUUUACUCCAGGGAACCACGGGUCGUUCCCGACAGAACGCAGCCAACAAAUCGCUCAAUGCAACGAAUAUAGAGACAAAAUCACGAGGCGACCACGCCGAGAUGGCGACGCACAGUGUCAUUGAUCUACGGACCGAGCGUCAGGGUAUCGUUUUAUGGAAACGACCCCUGACGACGACUCAUUACUUCGUCGCAGAACUUGUGGGGCUUCUCGGAGAUCUCAUUGCCAAGCUUUGGCGCAAUAAAGGUCGAGUGUGUGUAGCUCUCGUAGCCUUCAUCAUGUGCGUGGUGGCGUAUCGGCUCGAAGGUGGACAUCAACAUUACAUCAAGCCCAUGGAGCGGACGUUUCUAUGGUGCAUAUACUGGGUUGGGCUGGGUGUACUCUCGUCCAUAGGAUUGGGGACAGGCCUGCAUACGUUCCUGCUGUACUUGGGUCCGCACAUAGCCGCCGUGACGUUGGCUGCAUCAACGUGUAAAAGUCUUAAUUUUCCUGAACCGCCUUAUCCGGACGAAAUCGUUUGUCCCGAGGGAGAAACCGGAGAUGUGGCGCCUGGCAUCCUAGCCAUCAUGUCUAAGGUCAGACUCGAAGCCUUCAUGUGGGGCGCGGGAACCGCCCUAGGAGAACUACCUCCUUAUUUCAUGGCACGAGCGGCUCGAAUUUCCGGUGAGAUGGACGAAGAAGAGCUCGAAAAUCUCGAGAAGAUCAAGGCUCUGGAGAAAUCCGAUCGCACCCAGCUAUCAUUAUGGGAGAGAGCCGAAGUUGCCGUGGGCAAACUCAUUGAGAAGAUCGGCUUCUGGGGCAUCUUGGCGAGCGCAUCGAUCCCCAACCCGCUGUUCGAUGUUGCUGGAUUCAUGUGUGGGCAUUUCCUAGUACCCUUUAGGACGUUCUUCGGGGCUACCCUUAUCGGCAAAGCCGUCAUCAAGAUGCACAUCCAGAAGUUGUUUGUGAUUUUUGUAUUCGAUGAAGCAACCGUCGAAAUUCUGCUCAACCUGAUCAAGGGAGUACCCGGAAUCGGACCCCGCAUAGAAGCCCCCUUCGAGGAGUUUUUGCAGAAACAAAAAGAUAAAUUCCACAGGAGGAGCGAAAGCUCUGGCGACGGCGACUCGAUGGUCUCUCAGGCCUUCGAGAAGUUCGUGCUGCUCAUGGUGUUGUAUUUCUUGGUGUCGAUCGUGAAUUCGAUGGCGCAGAACUACCAUAAGAGAAUCAACCGCAAGCACUCGGCGAACCAUGCGAAAAAAUAUUAAAGACCUACACUGUUAUUGUAUCGGCGUCUGAUGUAUGUUAUACGCAGGAGAGCAUUUGAUCGAUGAGUUGGUUGCUGCAAUCUGUAGAACUCUGUACGCCCGUCGAGACUCGGGCCCAGCGGUGCAAUUCUGAAGCCGGUUGCAUCGAAACGAGCGACCGCUUCAGCCCUGGUACUGAUUGUGAAUACACAGGCACAGAAAUGAAUUAAUUACGAUAAGUAUAGGAGAACGAAGAGGUGACAACGGACACAAACAUACCGAUAAACAAAGAGACUUUUAUCCAUCAACGUCAGGCGUAUGAAAAAGUCUGACCCGGAGUCAGAAACAAAGAGGUGAAUGUGCGGAAUGCGUGCCUGCCCGUGUGAGGUCUUUGUGGAAGCGAGGGCGUUCUCUUUUCAACUCAGUGACAUUCCUUAGAUUCUUCAGUGGGAGUUCGUCCCUCAAGCUCAAUGCUAAUAUCUUCGAUGCGAAAUCCGACUGAAAUCCGUUCCCACGGUAAUGGCCGGGGCGGAUCGAACCGUUCUGUCUAAGUAAAUGUGGAAGAUGAAUUCUGUUUUUUCUGUUCGGGCCGAUUUCUAGUGAUCAC